AUGAGUUCUGAGAUUCUGAGCCUGAAAGCUCUGGCAAUCUUUUGUGUAACCAUGGAUAAGUUAAAAAUUCGUGUUAUUUUCAAAUAUGAGUUCCGUUGUAGAACCAAUGUAGCGCAGACAACUCGAAAUAUCAACGAAGUGUUUGGUGAAGAUGUGGCUAAUAAACGCACAGUACAUCGAUGGUUUGAGAAGUUUCGUUCUGGCGAUUUUAAUGUUGAAAAUGAGCCAUGUGGGCGACUCGAGACCAAGGUGAAUAAUGAUGAACUGAAAGCUGUAGUGGAAGCGGAUAUAUCUCAAACUACGCGUGAAUUAGCAGCAAGGUUUAACGUUACUAUUCCAACGAUAUUGGAUCACUUGAAACAAAUCGGCAAG
Molecule: messenger RNA, 372 nt
Organism: Harpegnathos saltator (Jerdon's jumping ant)
Lineage: Eukaryota; Metazoa; Arthropoda; Insecta; Hymenoptera; Formicidae
Product: histone-lysine N-methyltransferase SETMAR-like
Exons: 2
Biological process (GO): mitotic DNA integrity checkpoint signaling; DNA integration; replication fork processing
Cellular component (GO): nucleus; condensed chromosome; site of double-strand break
Molecular function (GO): histone H3K4 methyltransferase activity; histone H3K36 methyltransferase activity; single-stranded DNA binding
Source: RefSeq, a predicted model, not a curated record